Botrytis cinerea B05.10 is the source of this 3707-nucleotide messenger RNA. RefSeq lists its product as hypothetical. Bases 452 to 3451 code for a protein of 999 amino acids. Lineage: Eukaryota; Fungi; Ascomycota; Leotiomycetes; Helotiales; Sclerotiniaceae. The record is from RefSeq and is a predicted model, not a curated record. Gene Ontology annotation, biological process: intracellular calcium ion homeostasis; calcium ion transmembrane transport. Gene Ontology annotation, cellular component: membrane. The transcript has 4 exons. Gene Ontology annotation, molecular function: P-type calcium transporter activity; ATP hydrolysis activity; ATP binding.
GGCAUGUCAUACCCGUUUCAAUGAAGGCGACUGACUGACUUCUUUUACUAAUUAAUAAUGAGAGAGAGAACUGGGAAAAUUCUGGAAUUCCAGCCAAUCAAAUCAACAUGUGAAUUGUCAUUAUUUACGAUUAAGAGAGAUUCCUAGAAAGGACACUUGUUCACGAAGAUAGCACUCACUUAGUAUCCAGGUAUUAUUAAAUAAUCGCAUCUCUUUUGGGAACUUCUAGAUUUAUCAUCCUGUUGGAAUAGAAUCCCUCCCUCCCUCCAUAGCAUUCUCUUUCUCGUCCAUCGCACUUCUUUCGGUUUGGCAGAAAGAAAGAAAAAGGAGAUCUGUCCAUAAAUCUUCCUAGUUAGAUGAGACAAUCAAUUUGAUCGAAGUGGCUAUUAUCGCUACAAUCCUUCCUCUCUCUACAUAUUGCCCCACGUUGUCUUCAACAUAACAUAAAGUCAUGGACAGUGCAUAUUCCCAAUCGACCUCUGAGGUCUUGGAUCAUUUCUCCGUAUCCGAAUCUCAAGGUCUCACAGACGCUCAAAUUACUGCAUCGAGGGAGAAGCAUGGUCGUAAUGCUAUCGCAGAUGAGCCUCCAACUCCCAUUUGGGAACUUAUCCUCGAACAAUUCAAAGAUCAAUUAGUUAUUAUACUCCUCGCCUCCGCGGCCAUUUCCUUCGUCUUGGCUCUUUUCGAAGAUGAAGGAGGAUGGACUGCUUUUGUCGACCCCGCAGUGAUUCUCACCAUUUUGAUCCUUAAUGCCGUCGUUGGUGUAUCGCAAGAAAGUAGCGCGGAGAAAGCAAUUGCGGCCCUUCAAGAAUACUCAGCAAAUGAAGCCAAAGUGGUUCGAAAUGGACAUGUCACUCGAGUUCGCGCGGAAGAAUUGGUUCCUGGAGAUAUCAUCACAAUCGCAGUAGGAGACAGAAUUCCUGCAGAUUGCAGAGUCAUCGCAAUUCAGAGCAACAGUUUCUCAGUCGACCAAGCCAUUCUUACUGGAGAGAGUGAGAGUGUUGGAAAAAGUACUGCGGCUGUCACGGAUUUGAAGGCCGUUAAGCAGGAUCAAGUAAACAUGCUUUUCUCUGGAACCACUGUUGUCACCGGGCAUGCAACUGCAAUCGUCGUUCUUACCGGAUCUUCUACAGCCAUUGGUGAUAUUCACGAAAGUAUUACGGCACAGAUUUCAGAGCCAACUCCACUCAAGCAAAAACUCAACGAUUUUGGAGACACUUUGGCGAAGGUUAUCUCAGUUAUCUGUAUUGUGGUCUGGCUUAUCAACAUUCCUCAUUUUAAUGAUCCUUCUCAUGGAAGUUAUGCUAAGGGUGCGAUUUACUACCUAAAGAUUGCAGUAUCCCUCGGUGUUGCAGCUAUUCCAGAAGGUCUCGCUGUUGUCAUUACAACUUGUUUGGCCCUUGGUACCCGUAAAAUGGCCGCCAAGAAUGCCGUUGUUCGAAGCUUGCCUUCAGUAGAAACUCUAGGUAGUUGCAGCGUGAUCUGUUCGGACAAAACUGGUACCUUGACUACAAACCAAAUGAGUGUCAACAAAGUCGUUUAUAUCAAUGAUGCAGGUUCUGACCUUGAGGAGCUGGACGUUGAAGGAACUACCUUCUCUCCUAACGGUAAAAUUCUUUCAAAUGGCACUGUGAUGACAGACGUAGCCACAAAAUCGAAUACCAUCUUUCAAAUGGCCGAGGUAGCAGCUCUUUGUAACGAAUCUGCACUUGCAUUUGAUUCUAAGUCUAACACUUAUUCAAACGUCGGAGAACCUACUGAAGGCGCUCUACGUGUUUUGGUAGAGAAAAUUGGAACCUUGGACGCAGGUCACAAUCAAGCAAGAGCCAGCAUUGCGGCGAGUGACUCUCUCCACCACGCAAGCUCCUGGUAUGAAAAAAGAACUCCUCAUCUCGCUACUUAUGAAUUCUCUCGCGAUAGAAAGAGCAUGUCUGUUCUUGUCGGAAACGGUCAGCAACAAAAAUUACUUGUCAAGGGAGCCCCAGAAAAUAUUAUCAAUCGUUGCACUCACACUUUGGUUGGAUCUAACGGCAAGAGAGUCCCACUCACAGAGUCUCUUGAGAAGCUUUUGUUGAAGGAAGUCGUCGAAUAUGGUAAUAAAGGUCUACGUGUUAUCGCACUCGCUAGCGUGGAAGAUGUUGGGUCUAAUCCAUUAUUGAAGUCGGCAACUACUACUACUGAAUACACCCAAAUUGAGCAGAAAUUGACUCUCCUUGGUCUUGUCGGUAUGCUUGAUCCCCCUCGCCCAGAGGUAGCAGGAUCCAUCCGAAAAUGUAAGGAAGCCGGAAUUCGAGUCAUUGUCAUUACUGGUGAUAACCGCAACACUGCCGAAGCAAUCUGCAAACAAAUUGGUGUUUUCGAACAAUUCGAGGAUCUUAAGGGCAAAAGUUACACUGGCCGAGAAUUUGAUAAUCUUAGCCAAAGCGAGCAAUUGGUUGCUGCUAAGACUGCCUCAUUAUUUUCUCGUGUUGAACCAAGUCAUAAAUCCAAGCUUGUAGAUCUUUUACAAUCAGCUGGUGAAGUGGUAGCUAUGACUGGUGAUGGUGUCAAUGAUGCACCUGCUCUCAAGAAGGCCGAUAUUGGUGUUGCUAUGGGUUCUGGUACUGAUGUCUCUAAACUUGCUUCCGACAUGGUUCUUGCCGAUAAUAACUUUGCUACUAUUGAAGUUGCAAUUGAAGAAGGUCGAUCCAUCUAUAACAACACUCAACAAUUCAUCCGUUAUCUCAUAUCCUCCAACAUUGGCGAGGUUGUUUCUAUCUUCUUGACAGCAGCAGUGGGUAUGCCAGAGGCUUUAAUUCCUGUUCAACUCUUAUGGGUCAACCUUGUUACCGACGGUCUCCCAGCUACAGCUUUAUCAUUCAACCCUCCUGAUCAUGAUAUCAUGAAAAGACAACCAAGAAAGCGUGAUGAAGCAUUGAUUGGUGGCUGGCUCUUCUUCCGUUACAUGGUCAUCGGUAUCUAUGUCGGUCUUGCUACUGUAGCUGGUUAUGCAUGGUGGUUCAUGUACAACUCAGAAGGACCACAAAUUACCUUCUGGCAACUAUCUCACUUCCACAAAUGUUCAGCUCAAUUCUCAGACAUCGGCUGCGAAAUGUUUUCGAACGACAUGGCUAAAUCUGCAUCCACGGUCUCACUCUCGAUCCUUGUCGUUAUCGAAAUGUUCAACGCCGUCAACGCUCUCUCUUCUAGUGAAUCUCUUCUCACCCUUCCUCUUUGGGAAAACAUGAUGUUGGUCUACGCUAUUGCCUUAUCUAUGGCAUUACACUUUGCGCUCCUCUAUACACCUAUCUUGCAAACUCUUUUCUCAAUUCUCCCAAUGAAUUGGAAUGAGUGGCAGGCGGUUCUUAUUAUUAGUGCUCCUGUUAUUAUCAUUGACGAAGGUCUGAAAUUCUUAGAAAGACAAUUCUUCAUGCAAAAGUCGGCAAUUAAAGAAAGACCAAAGAAGGAAUAGAUGCCUCUCCAUGGAUUCGCAUGAAGAAUGCGCACUUCGAUGGGAAGUAGAACAGCUGCUUGAAAUAGCUGGUAAGAAAACGGUGGGGGUGUAAACUAUUAGAUUUUGGUAGAUAUUAGAUUAACAUACAUGUACGAUACCUCCCACGUAAAAGGAGGGGUAUUGAACUUGAAUCAAGAAUAUAAAAUUACACAUGCAUGAUUACCAAUUUAUUUAGUACUACCUGGGCAUUUGGAAAAAUACCUAAAUGUUUGCA